Mercenaria mercenaria is the source of this 775-nucleotide messenger RNA. Its product is annotated as heavy metal-binding protein HIP-like. The transcript has 2 exons. The coding region runs from base 37 to 747 and encodes 236 amino acids. Gene Ontology annotation, molecular function: protein binding. Lineage: Eukaryota; Metazoa; Mollusca; Bivalvia; Venerida; Veneridae. The record is from RefSeq and is a predicted model, not a curated record.
UUCGGCAGAGAUAACAGUUAGAUCAGUUAGUUCACAAUGUGUCGGACUGUGUUGUUUUUCGUAAUUUUGAUCUGUUUUGCAUUGGAAACUGCUCGGAGUCUAUCACAGGAUGAAACUAUAAAACUUCUUUUAAACGAAAUGGCAUAUCUAAAACGACAAGUGAAACGUAACGAAGAGUUGUCUGAGUCACAAUAUGCAGAACUGAAAGUGCUAAAGAACGAAGUGCAGAGAUUAAGCUUGGGGCAGACCAAAUUAACGGCGGAAAAUAAACAAUUACGUUCCCAAAAAUGUGAUAUUCCGAACGAAAAGUUCAAGCGGAUUUUGAUGUCAGAACCACAGAGCGAAACAAACGUUGCAUUCUCUACAAGCCUUACCAAUCAUAUGACCAAUCUCGGCAAUCAACAAACUAUCGUGUUUGACCAUGUUUUCACCAAUGUCGCCAACGCCUACUCCCCAGUCACUGGCGUCUUUACUGCACCACAAAACGGCACGUAUUUCUUUACGGCAACUAUUAUGUGUCAUUACGGACAAUACCUAGAAACCCAGUUUGCACUCAACGGACAGGGUCUUGUGCAUAUGUAUUGCAACGAUAGUGCGUUUGAGCAAGGGACUAAUUCUAUUGUACUGUCAUUAAAACCAGGGGACAAGGUGUGGGUUCGACAUAUGGGUAACGAAGGAAGUAAUGUGUACGGAUAUAACUGGAGUACUUUCUCUGGUUUUCAAAUUUUUAUAUCAAUUGUAAUGUAAGACAUUGAAUAAAUAUUUGAUGAAAAUA